Molecule: messenger RNA, 3007 nt
Organism: Paramisgurnus dabryanus
Lineage: Eukaryota; Metazoa; Chordata; Actinopteri; Cypriniformes; Cobitidae
Biological process (GO): regulation of transcription by RNA polymerase II
Molecular function (GO): DNA-binding transcription factor activity; RNA polymerase II cis-regulatory region sequence-specific DNA binding
Source: RefSeq, a predicted model, not a curated record
UGAUGGAAGUGAAAGAGGAGAGUCAAGCUGAAGUGGAUGAGAAACAUCAGAUUGUAAAAAUAAACCAUAAUGUUUCACAGAAAGAAACUCUGAAGACAGAAGACAUAAAGUGUGAAAAUAGUUUCAGUGAAGAUGAACGCCGUGCAGAUCACAAGAGGACUCACAGUGAGGAGAAACCUUUCACAUGUCAACAGUGUGGAAAGAGUUUUAGAACAAAAGAUUACCUUAAAGCACACAUGAGGAUUCACACUGGAGAGAAACCACACGCAUGCCAUGAGUGUGGAAAGAGUUUUAUAACUGCAGGUAACCUUAAGAUACACAUGAGGACUCACACCGGAGAGAAACCUUACACUUGUCAACAAUGUGGAAAGAGUUUCUCUGUUGAAAGUAUCCUUAAAAUACACGCAAGAAUUCACACAGGAGAGAAACCUUACAAAUGCCAUGAGUGUGAAAAGCAUUUCAGAACUAAAUGUAGCCUUAUAACACACAUGAGAAUUCACAAAGGAGAGAAACCUUACAGAUGUCCUCAGUGUGGAAAGAGUUUCAGUAGUAAACAAGGACUUGAGAUUCACAUGACAGUUCACACUGGGGAGAAACCUUUCACAUGCCAUGAGUGUGAAAAAUGUUUCAGAUGUAAGAGUAGCCUUAUAAGACACAUGAUAAUUCACGGAGAGAAACCUUACUUGUGUUUUCAGUGUGAAAAGAGUUACAGUAAUAAACAUGGACUUGAGAUUCACAUGAGAAUUCACACUGGAGAGAAACCUUACAUAUGCUCUCAGUGUGAAAAGAGUUUCACAAGUAAAUUUGCUCUUAAGACACACAUGACAGUUCACAGCGAAGAGAAACCGUUCACAUGCCAUCAGUGUGGAAAGAGUUUUACAAUGAAACGUAACCUUAAUGAACACCUAAGAAUUCACACUGGAGAGAAACCAUACGUGUGCCAUGAGUGUGAAAAGAGUUUCACCUUUCAAUCUGUCCUUAUCCGGCACAUGAAAGUUCACAGUGGGGAAAAGCCACACGCAUGCCAUCAUUGUGACAAGAGUUUCCCAGAUACAACUCAACUUGAGAUGCACAUGAGGUCUGAGAAACAUUACAUUGGAGAGAAACCGUUCAUUUGUCAUCAGUGUGGAAAGAGUUUUACAGUGAAAUGUAACCUUAAUAGACACGUGAGAAUUCACACCGAAGAGAAACCUCACAUGUGUCAUCAAUGUGGAAAGAGUUUCAGGACAAAAUAUAACCUUAAUGCACAUUUGAUCACUCACACUAAAGAGAGACCGUUCACAUGCCAUGAGUGUAAAAAGAGUUUCAAAACAAAAGCUUACCUUAAAAAACACGCAAGAUUUCACACUCCGUAGAAACCAUUCAUGUGUCAACAGUGUGGAUAUGGCAACAACGUUUAGAAAUCAGCUGAGGUCUUAUUAAUAAAACUGUCUGGAGGAUCUUUACUAAAAGUCUACAUGCACACAAAAGCCCAAAAUGGUGUACAGCAAAAAGAUUCAGGCCGUUUCUCAAUAUGUGUUCUUGUCUGUACUUGUUUUGUUGUGAAACGUCAUCAGUCGCGGCCCAAGUACUGUUCCAGUUCCAAUUUCACAUCAAGUCAAGUUCACAUAACAUCUCAGGAUAUGUUCUUGAUUUGCUCAUUUUAUCGAGGAUGCAUCAGAAGGUGACUUGUGUGGACUUAUGAUAGACAAGUUUCUCAGAAUACAUUUUGCGUCAACAACAGUGGAGCUUAAAACCGGCACAAUAUUUGAAAUAUUAUUAUAUUUAACUUAAGUCCUUUAAGGACUCUCAUCGGGAUGAGGAUGCGAAACUAGACGUUUCCAGCAUACCUCUAAGUUUGUGCCAGGCCUAGGCAUUGUCUUUUCAUUUACAAAGGAUUGUCUGCAUCAAGCUGUUUUUUUCUCUCAUCAAUCCUUUCAGCCAAGAUCAACUGAAGCCUUAUCAAACUUUAUCAGGACACUUUCUUUUAAUGGGCAAGACAUGCAAGUAUCAUACUUAGUUAAAAGUGAAUAAUGAUGCGUGAUGCAUCAGUGAAUAAAACUAAGGUGCAUUCGCAUUAAGUAACUGAUGGUUCGUUUUAGGCUUUGACCUGCUGAAUUACAAAUACUGCCAAAACUUCAUGCUUUAUUCUUUUCUCUACUUCAACCUUUACCUUCUUUCGAUGCUGAACUGUAUGUAUGUGUGCGUGUUUGUAUGUUUUAGAGUAGUAUGUGUUUAGUUAGUCAAUAAAGUCUGAUUUGUAUCACACAUGAUGUUAUUUUGUAGUUCAUGCUCAUAAUCUGGAGUCACUAAUCAUUAAAGGUAUCGCUACCUGCUCUUAAAGCUGUUGGAUCCUUUUCAGGAUAUUCAUCUCUUAAGCCAAGAGAGCUAUAUCCUUAUAUAGUCUAAAGUGUCUUACUAAACAUUCACUGAACGAGUGUUGGCCAGACACCCAAGACCUUAAUUUGACCCACAUACUUAUAAUUGAUUACAAUCCAUUGUAAGUACUUUACAUUUGAGCUUAUGUUUGUUUGCCUUAAUUGGGAUGGUGGAGAAUGUUUUUAAAAUAUUCAUAAUAAAUAUAAUUAAUUACCAUAAGCCCCUCCUUUAGAAUCACUACAUAGCAUUCUCCUAUAAAUUGUUAGAAAUUUGAUAUGAUUUUUGUCAAUUAUUUUUUUUUCAGUAAUUUAGAUAAUAUAUGCCUUUUAAACCAUUCUUUAAAACAUUCUAAUUUUUAAUGCAGGAAAACCCUGCUGCAAUAAUCAGACGAUGUCAGCAUAAUUUUAAAUUGACAUGCAAUAAUAACUUUUAUUUAAAACAUUUAAUCCCAGAUUUAAAUUAAAUGAAAAUCACAUCAAAACCCUCUAAUUUAUUUAAAAAAUUUUAAAUCUCCCAGGUCCAAACAUAGAUUCAGAUCUGUAAUUAAUGCGUGAGAAAACAAGUGAAUCAUUACACCCCUAUAACAUGAAAGUCAAUCUUAACACGAGGGUCAAAGUUAGAAAUAAACCCAUUAUCUGUUAUAAAUACA